This is a messenger RNA of Penicillium antarcticum, 783 nucleotides long. RefSeq names its product NADHX epimerase. Lineage: Eukaryota; Fungi; Ascomycota; Eurotiomycetes; Eurotiales; Aspergillaceae. The coding region runs from base 1 to 783 and encodes 260 amino acids. The record is from RefSeq and is a predicted model, not a curated record. The transcript is spliced from 5 exons. Gene Ontology annotation, molecular function: NAD(P)HX epimerase activity. Gene Ontology annotation, cellular component: mitochondrion.
AUGUUCCGCUCUACAUUCAAGCGGAUCUGUCUUCCUGCUCCCAUUCGGCGCUACAGUAAAUCAGCAACAAUGUCGUUGAAGGCAAUCUCCUCUAAGGAUGCCGCUGCCCUAGACAAAGAUUUGAUGGAGGUUGGCGGCUGGUCCCUUGACCAAUUGAUGGAGCUAGCAGGACUCUCUGUCGCGCAAGCCGUAUGGAAAGUCCACCCUCUAAGCGCAGGUAAAAAUAUCCUAGUUGUCUGCGGACCAGGUAACAACGGAGGAGAUGGCCUUGUAGCAGCCCGUCACCUAGCACACUUUGGCUACAAACCAUCAGUAUACUACCCAAAACAAGGCAAAAACGAACUCUACCAACGCCUUCGAAUCCAACUCGAAAACCUCUCCGUUCAAUUCAUAACCGACUUCCCAACAGCCCUGCAAGGAACAGAUUUCCUAGUGGACUCAAUCUUCGGCUUCUCCUUCGGCGGACCACUUCGCGAUCCAUUCGGCGAGAUAGUCUCACAAAUCGAAUCAGCCAAUGUGCCCGUGCUCAGUGUUGACGCGCCCAGCUCAUGGGAUAUUCAAAGCGGGCCACCGAAGGAAGGACCCGGUGCGAGAUUCAUGCCUAGUUCGCUGAUUAGUUUGACGGCGCCAAAGCCUUGUGUGCAAUUUUAUAAGGGACGGCAUUUUAUUGGAGGUAGGUUUUUGACGAAGGGUAUUGCCGAUAGGUAUGGGCUUGAUUUGCCUGCUUACGAGGGUGUUGAGCAGGUUUUGGAGGUUGGGGUUGAUGCUGAGGGGAAGCUGUGA